AUGAUGGUGCUCAUCGCUAUUGUCAAAAAGCUCGACGGUAAGGAUUGGAACCUUACGCACACCACCGCUUCUGCUGCCAAAGAAAGUGCUUAUGCGGAGCUCGCAAAGGAGAAUCCGGACGCCACCAAAGCCCUGUUCCCUCUUCUUCAAGUGUCUGUCCUAGGCGACGUUUAUGGCGGUGAUUUUUCGGCUCAUCUGGAUAACAAUCUUCUCGGUAUCAAGGGUAUGGAUGACGAAGAGCUCGAUAAUCUGGGGAUGGAUUCCGGCCAAAUACUACGUGAACGAGGAUCGAUCCCCUCACCUCACGGCUGGGUAGAGGUCGAGAUCGCGCGUCCUCUUCGAGAUAUGGACCUCUUCACCUUCUACGAACCCCUCUGCGUGUGGAUCUGCCGGCCCUGCGAGAUGGGCGUCAACCCGCACUAG
This is a messenger RNA of Penicillium lagena, 423 nucleotides long. RefSeq lists its product as uncharacterized. The coding region runs from base 1 to 423 and encodes 140 amino acids. The record is from RefSeq and is a predicted model, not a curated record. NCBI's taxonomy places the organism in Eukaryota, Fungi, Ascomycota, Eurotiomycetes, Eurotiales, Aspergillaceae. The transcript is spliced from 4 exons.